Asterias rubens (European starfish) is the source of this 2389-nucleotide messenger RNA. RefSeq names its product homeobox protein HOX3-like. The coding region runs from base 1 to 939 and encodes 312 amino acids. Gene Ontology annotation, cellular component: nucleus. The transcript is spliced from 2 exons. The record is from RefSeq and is a predicted model, not a curated record. Gene Ontology annotation, biological process: regulation of transcription by RNA polymerase II. Gene Ontology annotation, molecular function: DNA-binding transcription factor activity, RNA polymerase II-specific; RNA polymerase II cis-regulatory region sequence-specific DNA binding. Lineage: Eukaryota; Metazoa; Echinodermata; Asteroidea; Forcipulatida; Asteriidae.
AUGAGCGCGAUGCACAGCCCUUAUUUUGACAGCACGGGUGAGUUCUACCAUAGCACAGUCUCGGAGUCCGCGGCCUGCCGCGGCUCUUCUUCGGGCGGCAAUGGAUACGGCUAUGCCCACAGCCCACGGUACUACAACAUGUAUUAUAACACCGCACCAGGAGGAGGUGGUGGUGGGGCCUACCAUCCCAUCGAGACCGACCCCGCGUCUGUCCAGUGCCUCACCGCACCGGUCGGGGAGCAAGGUUGUUACGGGAACAUCCUUUGCGAAGCGGCAGCUACGGGGAAUAGACCCCCGUCUAACGGCAGCUCUGACUCGGCCGACGAGGAGGGGGACGAGGAUGGAUUGAACACCGGGGAAAGGUUACGGACGGCUGGGGGAACGACGUCGAAGAAGAUCUACCCAUGGAUGACUGAAUCGCGACAGAACAGCAAGCAUAAGAUCAUUUCUGCAAGCGAGAAAAAGAAACAGCUUGAGUUAGCAGCCAGUAAGCGCAACCGGACCGCAUUCACCAGCGCCCAGCUCGUCGAAUUAGAAAAAGAAUUCCACUUCAACCGCUACCUCUGCCGUCCCCGUCGAAUCGAGAUGGCUGGAUCCCUCAGCCUGACGGAACGUCAGAUCAAGAUCUGGUUCCAGAACAGACGGAUGAAGUACAAACGAGAUGCUAAGGAGAGCGAGCGAGCAGAGAGAGGGAUUAAAGUCUCAGACUCGGUACUGGCUCGCCAGUCAGAGAGGAGCCCACGGUUCAUAGCCGCGAGCGGUGCCUCUAUGAUGUUAAACUACCCGCCGGGAAACGGCGUGGUCGCCCCCGGUGCAGGUGCUGCCUCGCAGUGUAUGGAUGGAAGGAACUUUCAUCAUGGAGGGGGAGGAAUAUAUAACCGUUUCCCCUACCCGCAGGAGCAAACAAUGAAUGCAUCACCUAGACUCACAAAUUUGUGACAAAACGGAAGCAACCCCAAAAGGUCAUCCAUGGACAUGAUAGUUUUUUUCAAGAAUGAUGGCCUAAAAGUUACGUUUCUAUGCAAAUAAGAACACUUUUGUCGUCUAGUUCGUGUGCGUAUGGCAAUUGCAAUGAUAACGUUAAGACCAAUCUACCUUCUGUGGACAGCGUCGUAAACUAUAUCACUGGUCUUUUGACAUACGCAUGAACAAUCGACAGAAACAAAACGCUUUAUUUAUUUCGAAUAAGUUACAAACUUUUUCGUAAGUAUUUUGUAUGGCCAAGUUCGACUUAAGUCAGCUCUGUUUGGACUCAAAGCUAGUCGACUUGUUGGAACCAGCCUACCUAUACUUGGAACAGUCACAUAAUUGGUUAUCAAAAUGCAUUAUUACAGCACAGUGCAGAGAGUACCAGUUAUAAUGUUGAUUCGACAUUAUUCACUUAGACUUUUUUUACCAACUUUUGCAACAACAAUAAUUAUUGAAAUAAAAAGCUAUCCAUAAAAACAAUUCGGGGUACUGUUCGUCAAUAAUAGCCGAGGAACGCAGAUAAGUUAACUUUCGUGCACUUUGUGGUAAAAGCAUGAAACUUGGCAAAUAUAUUGUAAACUUUACACCAAAACAUGCAAUUUUAGAUAAUUUUAGAUUUGGCCUUGGGUGGACUUGGCGGCCAUUUAAAAUGGCCGCCAAUUCUGAUAUAAAACUACAUAAUACUAAUUUUAAGGGUAAAAAUGAAUCUUUGAUUUGGCCUUGGGUGGACUUGGCGGCCAUUUAAAAUGGCCGCCAAUUCUGAUAUAAAACUACAUAAUACUAAUUUUAGGUACAAAUUAACAAAAUAGUCCGUGUGUGUUCGAUGUAGAUUUCAUAAACUCGUCCAAAACAUAAACAAACUGACCACUGUUAUGAUUGCAUUGACUUGACAUGGCUUGCUUGGGUGUUUCGCACUUUAACUUCAGUGCGCAUGCCCAAUGCGCAUCACUAAUCAACAUCUAUUGUUUAAUCGAUGUGCGAACUCGAUUCAUUAUGACACUGUUGUAAUCAUUUGGACAAUUUGUGAAGUUGUUUUGUAUCAAUUCAAGGAAUUAAGUUCUGAAUUGAUUUAUGUUAUUGUCCCACGUGAUAUUGUGACUCAAUCCAACAUUAAUGUGUUGAAUGUUUUUAAACGAACCUCGAAUAUUGGCUAAAAUCACUCUAAUCUUGCAUAUGUCCACAAUAAACCACGUGGGUAAAUUUCCAAGAGAUUGAAUAAUUAUUAUUACAUGUUUUUCUUUCUAUGUUUGUAACUGCUCAAGUUGUUCGUGAAGGUUGGGAAUGCAUUUCGGUCAGUCGAAGAACUGACUGACCGACUUUGACCAAUGAGGGCAGUGUUUUAUGAGUAUAUUUCAAUGUCGAAAAUUGUGGUCAUAUCAUUCAUAAGCUUUUUUUUUUAGACAUGGCCGACACAAUGCUA